This is a messenger RNA of Bacillus rossius redtenbacheri, 4156 nucleotides long. RefSeq lists its product as uncharacterized. The transcript is spliced from 4 exons. Lineage: Eukaryota; Metazoa; Arthropoda; Insecta; Phasmatodea; Bacillidae. Bases 572 to 1540 code for a protein of 322 amino acids. The record is from RefSeq and is a predicted model, not a curated record.
GUUGUUAAAUUUCAGCUGAAUUGUGAUUAUGUCGUUAGUUCAUCGCAAUCUUUUCUUGAAAUAAAUUAAGUUUCAUGGUUUUAUUUCACACAAGCAGAUUUACUUACGAAAUACGGUGACGCUGCUCGCGGCAACCUCGCUGGCCUCGGCGCAGCUGUUCCCGUUCGCCAGCCUGCAGGAGUACUUCGACCACCGGGCCCGGCGCGGCCCGGGGGUGGUCGGCGACUCCUCCGGCGAGGAGUCGGCGCAGGUCCCGGCGGUCGUCCCCGCCAGCGAGUCGGAAGGUGUCCAGGUGGCCGAGGAGUCGGCGCACGUGGGCGCGGUGUCGCGGCAACCCGCCUCCGUGCUGACCCCGCCGGACCCGGAACUGCAAUCGCCCCUACCCACCUUCCACAGCCAGAAGGACACGCCCGCAGACGCAGCUGCCUCGCCGUCGUACGAUUCCCUGGUUACGCCCGUUUUUCCCAGCCAGGACCCCGUCUCCACUACUUACCUGCAGGCAAAACCCACGUAUGAAGGACAGGAAAGCGUCGAAUCUGUUUUUCCCACUUACUCCUUACAGGAAAAAUCCAUGAAUAAUGGUCAGAAAAGUAUCGAAUCCAUUUUCCCUGCUUACUCUUCGCAGGAAAACCCCACAAAAGAUGGUCAUACAAAUAUAGAAUCAUUUUUCCCCACUUACUCCUCGCAGGGGAAACCCACAAUUGAUGGCCAGAAAAGUAUCGAAUCCAUAUACCCUGCUUACUACGACUCCACUCAGGCUAAACCCAUGCUGAAUGGUCAGAGAAACGCAGGAGCUUAUGCCCUUGCCACAUUUGAGAGCCAGAGGAACGUGCAGCCAUCCCAAGCAGUAGCGCUGAAGACACCGCUCCCCAUGCCCAACCCAUACCUGACCGCCCCAAAGCCUGCCAUUAAGGCCGUGCCUUUCGCUUCAUACCCAUCUCCGCCACAGGUGUAUGAGGUCGGCCCCACACCGCUCAAGCUGUCAAAGGCCUACCCGAAGAAGUACCGGCCAGAGCUGGAUCAGCCGAAGAAGCCCGCCAACCUGAAGGCACAGUACCCACUGACAAAGCUGAAGAAGCAAAGUGCCCACCAUGUGGCGGCCACGAAGCAGGCAGCGAGCUUUCAAGACAAGGGCCCUGUCGUCGCUGCGAAGACAUCGGCGCCGGCUGUAACUAAGCUGUCGCCCUCUGCCGAGCAGUCUGCGGCGGCCAGCGGGUUCGCCCACACCGCUGACAUUGCAGGCCAUGGCUCAGGCCUUGUGAACCACCACGAUGCUGUGGCGGCAGGCCUGGGCCCGGGCCACGACCGCGUCGAGUUCCAGAUGUACGGACACCGUGGCCCACACUCCUACAAGUUCGGCUUCGACACCGGCAAAGGGCACAACCGGCAGUUCCGUUUCGAGGAACGCGACCCAGAUGGUCACGUCAAGGGCCACUACGGCUUCUACAGCAAAGAUGGCAAGCUGCAGGUCAUCAGCUACUCGGCGCAUCCGCAGCACGGCUUCCACGCCGAUGGCAACUUCGGCAAGCAUGCCAUCUGAGCACCGCUCCCCAGCACCCCCCUUCCUCUCAACACUGGGUCACCACCGACAUGAGACUAGGCUGCACCUGUCAUGCUGGCAUUUUCACUUGCCUGUCCCAGAUACUUACGAAGAUACACAUACUUCGAAACUGGCAAGAUAUAAUGAGGAGAAACAGAAAACUGAAUACUAACGCGUGACCGUGAAGUAAUUUGACACGUAAAAGUAUCUAGUUGAGUAUAUUUCCCUGACUUUCUGUAAGUAGCAAAUAAUGUGUGGUAUUUAUCUGAAAAAAAAAUUAAGUACUAAAAGUAACAUGCAAUACUGUAACCACCCCACAUGGCGGGUGAAAUAGAGCCGUAAGCCAUGAGCGCAAGUUUUCUAACAAACGCAGGGGCACUAAGGGAAAGACUGGCUCGCGUUAUCACACACCUCAUCACCUGCCUGCAGGAACGUGUGUACGGGGCUUUAAGCAGCGACCCUAUAGUAUUAAUAUUAAAGAUAAAGGUUCCCUGCUCAUCCUUACACUACUUACGAUACUACGCGCAAAGGUUUUCUGGUCAGUAUGAAAACAACUGUUUAAAGCUUUUCUGCUGUUCAAAAUAAUACACGUUAGAAACAAAACGUACCUGUAUGGGCAAGCGUAAUGGCUCUUAAAUGAUACAAUUAGACACUUAAAAAAAUUUGAGCAGAUUGAAAAUGCCACAAACCCUGCAAAGGUUACGUAAUUAAUUUUAACAUUUAGUUUGUGUGUGUGUGUGUGGGUGGGGAAGGUGCUACACUUUAGACCCCUAGCAUCGGCUCCUGUGGCCAUGCUUGUUGAUUGGUGCAACCAAGUAGCCAUUCUGGUCUGCUCAGUGACUGGGAGGGCGUUUUGAUUUCAAUUAACCCGUACAGGCAGAGAAUUUAUACGACGUAAUUUCACACUGGUUAGGUUAGGUUUGGUUUAGUUUAGUAAGUUAAUACGUAAGCCAUCUCCUGUUGUUCCUGCUGGCAUAAAGGUUGGAGACAUUCUUGAAACAAAAAAAAGGGGGUUGUCUGUAAAGUAGGUUUACGGACGAUAAUUUUACGUGAUAACGUCAUAAGAAAACAUUGAUGAAAAAUUGCAUACAUUUAAUUUUCAAAUACGUAUUACUAACAGUUUUUGCAAAUUUAAUUCAAAUAAUUUGUUUCAAUAUAAUCACGAAAAAUUAGUUAAAAAUCUCGCCUUAACCUGUUUGAUAUUAUAGAAGAUUAUCUCGCACAGUGGUUGGCCGGUUCUUGCACGCUCGGCUCAGGCGGAACGUGACAAUUUUUCGUGCGUGCAGCCGGCGUUCAUUGAUUUAUAAGACAUUAUCACGUCAAAAUGCAAUUUUGACUUAACUGCAUCCUUCAGCACUAUCUCGUGAUGCAAUGUUCAUGAAUGAAUGAUCAGGGACAUUUUUUAAAUGUGGUAAUGAUGGUGUAUGCCUUCCCUCCAGUGAAUCAUUUUUUAACUAAAAUUUACACUAAUACAAUACCAAUUUCAGCACUUCAACAAUAAAUUUUCAGAAAAAUCCUAAUCUUGCAAUAAUAAGGAAAUUAUUUUGCAAUGCUGAAUAACAGUUAAAAACAUUUAAAGUUAAAAAAUUUUUAAUUAUGGUAAUUUAAAUAUCAGCAAUCUGACUAAGUACAGGCUUCAUAUGACAUUUUUAGCUUGAAAUGAGCGGACACUAUCUUUCAACACUUUUUGAAGUCCAUGUUUUUGAAUUAGUGCAACUAUUGUGACAUUUGUAGUUGCCUGUUGUAUUACUCAGCCAACUUUUUCUCUCUGGUGAUUUGAAACUGGAAACGUUUAGUCGACUAUCCAAUUGUGCAGGUUCAGAGAACUUGAGAACCUAUUACUUAAGUCUGCCAUGCAAAAACCAUGGCCAAAAUUGUAAAUUAAUUUAAUGAGGGUAAUUUUUAGUGGUCUAUACUUCCAACAUGUUGAUGUGUCUUGAACACAAAUCACAGAUAGAAUAACUCACAUUAAUUCACAAGUGCAGAUUAGAUAUUUUAAAUUUUUGUUUUUAAAUUUCUUAAGCCCCUUUCUGUAUAAUAGUGCAAGCCUAAUAUAUGCAUAUUUUUUUUACAUGAAAUGGUAAUUUUGUUUCCAUGAAACUUGUUGAAUGAAUGGUUGUUCACAAUAACUCUUGAAUAUUUGGAAUUUCAAAAAAAUAUUACAUCGUUAACACAUACUACUUACUAGUUAAGGACCAGAUAAUGGUUCUGCUGUGUUGAGCAAGAUUAACUUUUUUUAAUAGGGCAUAUGUUAAAACACAGAUACAGUAUGUUUUACCAUACAAUGUUGUUUCUAGAACCUAUGCAAGUUCCGACUAUUGACGUAUGAGAUGCUGUGAGGUGUAAUGGUGCUACAGCAAGCAGCACUGGGAUAUUGUAGUGUUCGGCAUGGAAUCAUGUGUAAAAAAAUGUUUUAUAUGUAUUUAUUAUUUGUAGUGUUUAACAUUUUUUUUAUUCCAAUAAUACUAUAUGAAUUUUGUAAUCUACACUAGUCUCAUAAGUGAAAUGUAUUACAUAAUUGUUUGUACCAUAACCAAUUUUAUUUUUUAUAUUUUCAUAUUGUUUUUCUAUCUUGUUACUACCAAUAUAUUAGACAAUAAAGUAUAUAAUUGAGAG